This is a messenger RNA of Chlamydomonas reinhardtii, 1462 nucleotides long. RefSeq lists its product as uncharacterized. Bases 436 to 1416 code for a protein of 326 amino acids. The transcript has a single exon. NCBI's taxonomy places the organism in Eukaryota, Viridiplantae, Chlorophyta, Chlorophyceae, Chlamydomonadales, Chlamydomonadaceae. The record is from RefSeq and is a predicted model, not a curated record.
CUUGCUUUAACGACAGAUGCGCUUCUGCCUUACCGAGAUUUCUGCCUGACCGCAGUGAGGUUUCACUCUCAGCGCAUCUAAACCUCGACAAUCUUUAUGUGGCCUUACAUUGCACGGUAGGCAAUGGAGCGCUCGGCAACGAAGCAGCAGCGACUCUCUGCUGCAGGCGGACGAGUUGUCGCGGGCUCAGAGUCGAACGAGGAGCAAACAGGCCUUGAUAGACUGCCUCAGGAGAUAGUAACAAGAAUACUGACUCAAGUCAUUAACAGUGGCCGUGGCCGUGGCGCAUACGCAUCUUGCCGGGGCUGGCGCGAGCUCUUUCUUUCUCCAUUGUCGACGAUCGACGGCGCGGCGCACUACCUCCUGCACAAAUGUGGUAGCAAUGACGCCAUCACUGCCAUUUAUGUUGGCAAGUACUCCGGUAUCCUGCAGCUGAUGGUCCAACUGGACACUACUCGGCGGCAGGCCCUGCCAGGCCUGAGGCACAGCGCCAAGCCCCUGCCGGGCGCCGUGCCCGGCCCCCCGCCGCACGCCCCCCUCCCGCUCCCGCUGCCGCUCCCCCCGACCAGCGACCUGGACUUCGCGGCUGCUCUUGAGAUCUUUGACAGCGAGGGGGCCGAGCAGCUUGCCUGGAUCGAUACGGAAGACAGACUGGCGCAACAGCUUGUGGAGAGGCUAGUUUCGUUGGGCGCCACAGUCAACUUCAAGCAGCUCCUUUCACGGGCGUGCGCCGCAGGCCACAUUUGCCUCGUUCGGCGACUUCUGUCAUGCGAACUGCAGCUAUUGCUGCCGCCACCAGGCAGGGCGCCGCAGCCGCCAGAGUCAAUGCUGUCACGGCAACAGCGGGCGUGCAAGGACCUGCGAUGGACGUUUCUGGUGGCAUGCUACGUGGACACAAUCAAGCAAGCCCGCCACGCCGGCCGCUGCAUGAAGCUACUGCAGCUACUGCGGAAAUUAUACCGGGAGCAGGAGGCAGGUGACGGCGGUGGCGGCGGCCCUGCUGCUUACGCCGGUGCUGAUGUCCCGGAUCGUCUUUGCAAUCUAGAGCGUCAGUCUCUGGCGGCAAAUACGAACCCGCGCGUGGUGCUGGGACUCGUGACGUGGAUGGCACACCCAUGGGCCUCUGGCGCCGCCUUCCGCACCUCCGGCGGCGCCGCUGGAGCAGCAGGAGCUACUGCCGGCGCUACGGCGGCCGGUCCCUCUACGUCCGCGUCGUCAUCAGGCACCGCUGCCAUGCUGCUGCCUACUGCUGCUACCGUUGCAGACAGGCUGGCCCCCUGGAGUGUGUGCAGCAGAGAGCACGGUACCAGUGCUGCUACUGCUGCCGACGUCACCAGCGCCACGGUCCCCGAGCCGCUGCCGAGUCGGCGCAAGCGGCAGAUGCUACAGCGGGAGCAGGCGAGCCAGCAGCGGUAGGAGACGCCGGCGGCAGCGGCGGUAGCAGCGACAACGUGUACAGUGC